AUGCUUUGGCAUCGAGUCUCGACACUUUUCCAUUACAUUGCGUAUAUCAAUAUUGCCGAUGAACAAAAAUAUGCGAAAAACAAUCAAGAAUAUAAAAAGAAAAUCAAAGAGAACAACAAAUUAAACACGAAGCAGAUGAUUUUGCUUGACAGCGACGGCGACAGCGAUAACGAUCCGAAACCGGAAGAUGACGACUGUCAAGAUCCAGACUUCAAAGAUUACUGUGUUCUGGACGCAACAAACUCGACGAAAAAGAAGUCGAAGAAAAAACUAAGUUCUGGCAACAAUCAACAAAGAGUAUCAAAGAGACGAUCUGGAGCGAAUUUCUUGUCCAACGUAACACAAGAUACAGAGCUGUCUGUUCUUCCUUCUGUACAUUCAUCAGCUUAUGAAUCUCCCCAAGCAAGAACCUAUCGAGAGUUGAAAGAAGACAUCGUCGAAAAGCAAAAAGAGUUCGAAGCUCAGAUGGACUCGUCACGAGCAUCAACAGAUUUCUCAAAUCCUUAUGAACCCGGCAACUUCGAUUCUUUAUACGAACGAGGGCGUUCCACCAUCGAUGAUUAUUCCGAUGCCCCGUCAACGCCAUUUUCUCAGAUUGGUCAAGGCGGACGAAGAAAUGUUUCUCCAGCGAUUCCUAAAGAAAAUGGUUUCGUCUUCCCGAAAGUUGAAGAGAACGAUUUUUCAUCAUCUUAUACCUAA
This is a messenger RNA of Oikopleura dioica, 699 nucleotides long. The record is from the annotation of a GenBank genome assembly. NCBI's taxonomy places the organism in Eukaryota, Metazoa, Chordata, Appendicularia, Copelata, Oikopleuridae.